Messenger RNA from Aureococcus anophagefferens, 1932 nucleotides. RefSeq lists its product as hypothetical. Gene Ontology annotation, molecular function: ATP binding; ATP hydrolysis activity. Bases 1 to 1932 code for a protein of 643 amino acids. The record is from RefSeq and is a predicted model, not a curated record. NCBI's taxonomy places the organism in Eukaryota, Pelagophyceae, Pelagomonadales, Pelagomonadaceae. The transcript has a single exon.
AUGGGCAAGGGCGAGGAGAGCCUCUUCGGCAAGAAGCUGAGCAAGGAGGACGCGAAGAAGGAGAAGGAGGCGAAGAAGGCCGAGGCGAAGGCGAAGCGCGACGCGAAGAAGGCGGAGAAGGCCGCCGCCAAGGGCGAGUCGCUGCCGAAGAAGAAGAAGAAGGACGCGGCCGCGGAGCCCAAGGACGGCGCGCCCAAGGCCGACGAGUCCGAGGCCGACCGCCUCGCGCGCGAGGAGCACAUCAUCGCGACCUUUGCGCACCAGAAGGCGAGCCACGCGCACGCGCGCGACAUCAACGUCCGCGACGUGACGAUCUCGUUCCACGGCGCGAAUUUGAUCGAGAACACGGACUUCAGCCUCAACUACGGCAACCGCUACGGCUUCAUCGGCCCCAACGGCAGCGGCAAGUCGACGAUCAUGAAGGCCAUCGCGGCGAAGUGCCUGCCCAUCCCCGAGUCCAUCGACCUCUACUUCCUCGCCGAGGAGUACCCCGCGACGGACACGCCGGCGCUCCAGGCCGUCUUCGAGGUCGACGACGAGCGCAAGCAGCUCGAGGCCGAGGCCGAGCGCGUCAACGACGCCAUCGGCGCCUGCGACGACGAGGACGAGCAGACCGCGCUCAGCGAGCGGUUGAACGGCCUCUACGAGCGCCUCGACGAGCUCGACGCGGCGACGGCCGAGGUCCGCGCGUCGACGAUCCUCCACGGGCUGGGCUUCACGCCGAAGAUGCAGACCAUGGCGACGAAGGAGUUCAGCGGCGGCUGGCGCAUGCGCGUCGCGCUCGCGCGCGCGCUCUUCCUCCAGCCGACGUGCCUCGUGCUCGACGAGCCGACGAACCACCUCGACAUGGACGCGGUCUUCUGGCUCGAGGACUACCUCGCGUCCUGGACGAAGAUCUUGCUCUUCGUGUCCCACAGCCAGGACUUCAUGAACGGCGUCUGCACGCACUUGAUUCGCCUCAACGAGCACACGAAGAAGCUCGACUACUACUCGGGCAACUACGACCAGUACGUCGCGGAGCGCAAGGUCCGCGACGACGAGCAGCAGCGCAAGUACGACGCGGAGCAGCGCGACAUCGCCGAGAUCAAGGACUUCAUCGCGCGCUUCGGCCACGGCACCGUGAAGAUGGUCCGCCAGGCGCAGUCGCGCGAGAAGCUUUUAGCGAAGAAGCUCGAGGAGGGCCUCACGGCCAAGCCGAGCCGCGACGCGGAGUGGGACUUCUCCUUCCCGGACCCGGGCGAGCUGCCGACGCCCGUGCUCAUGAUCCAGGACGUGUCCUUCGCCUACCCGGGAUGCGAGCCCCUCUACCACAACCUCGACCUCGGCAUCGACCUCGAGAGCCGCAUCGCGCUCGUCGGGCCCAACGGCGCGGGCAAGACGACCUUCGUUAAAUUGAUGACCGGCGAGCUCCAGCCGACGGCGGGCGCCGUGCGGCCCCACAGCCACCUCCGCAUGGCCAAGUUCACGCAGCACUUCGAGGACGUGUUAGACCUCGACCGCGACGCGCUGAGCUGGAUCCACGAGCUCUACCCCAAGGAGUUCGGCAAGAUCGAGCAGGCGCGGUCCUGGCUCGGCCGCUACGGCUGCACGAACGCGCAGCAGUCCAUGGUCAUGUCCCAGCUCAGCGACGGCCAGAAGGCGCGCAUCGUCUUCGCGAAGCUCGCCAUGGACAAGCCCCACCUCCUCAUGCUCGACGAGCCCACGAACCACCUCGACAUGGAGUCCAUCGACUCCCUCGCGAAGAUGAUCAACAACUUCAAGGGCGGCCUCGUCCUCGUGUCCCACGACAUGCGCCUCAUCUCCCAGGUCGCGAAGGAGAUCUGGAUCUGCGACAAGAAGCAGGUGACGCGCUACGAGGGCGACAUCCUCAAGUUCAAGCUCGCCGCGAAGAAGGAGCAGAAGAAGAAGCUGGCGCAGCACAUGCACGGCUGA